UCAGGGCUUAGGAGCCCAUGGGAAAUGGCAGUCCUAAAAGAGGACGAGGGUCUGUGACAACAGGCCAAGAAUUAGAGCUCAGUAGCAUCACAAGAUAAGCAGAACGAGUGCACCUGUCUGUGACUCACUUGGUGCUCCAGGCAAAAUGUACCCAAAUAAAAGGUAGGGGAGAGGAGGAGAGAGAAAGAAAGAAGCAUCGAGGCCGAGCAGCAUGAAGGGGCUCUUUCCCACCAGCAGCCUCUUACUAAUACUGUUGUUGCUCCUAAGCCCAGACCCUGGAGCAGCCUUGCCACUGUCACCGAGCAAUACCUGCUGUACUCAGCUCUACAGGCAGCCGCUCUCAAGCAAACUGCUGAAGAAGAUCAUCCAGGUGGAACUGCAGGAGGCUGAUGGGGACUGUCACCUCCAGGCUUUUGUGCUUCACCUGGCUCGACGCAGUGUUUGCAUCCAUCCCCAGAACCGCAGCCUGGCUCGAUGGUUUGAACGCCAAGGAAAAAGGCCCCAGGGAACUCAACCCAGCUUGAAUCUGGCACUGCAAAGGAAAAUGGGCUGGACCACCUCACAACAGCCAAAACAAUAAAGCAGCAUAGACAGUAA
Molecule: messenger RNA, 597 nt
Organism: Jaculus jaculus (lesser Egyptian jerboa)
Lineage: Eukaryota; Metazoa; Chordata; Mammalia; Rodentia; Dipodidae
Gene: Ccl27
Product: C-C motif chemokine ligand 27
Exons: 3
Coding region: 212-580 (122 amino acids)
Biological process (GO): immune response; positive regulation of T cell chemotaxis
Cellular component (GO): extracellular region
Molecular function (GO): chemokine activity
Source: RefSeq, a predicted model, not a curated record